AUCACACAAUAGAGAUUUGAACCCCAUUUCCAUAGGGAUAUACUUGCACCAUUUUCUGGCCGCUACUUUUUUCUUAAUCUUAUUUUUCUGAUGAGGUCCGUGGGGUACUCUCUGGUAAUCAACAAUAUGUAAACCAACCCUUUGCACCAUAUCUCAUUCACCAAAAUAUAUUCACUUCACCAAGAAAAUGGCUUCUUAUUCCUCUAUUUUAGUUCGCAAUCUUGUGUUCCUCCUGCUGUCGAUUCUUCUGGUAUCUGCCUCUGCGGAACAAACAAGUGUCAUUUCCCCAAUCAUACCUUCUUUAGAGUCGACCGGAACUCCUACAGAUAACUAUUUUUGUGACACUAACGCCAACGUAUACACGACUCAGGAAUGGGGUCCAACUAAAGAUUGCUUUCUCUGUACACCUUAUUGUUAUGGUGCAUGCGAUUCGUUGCGUACCACUUCGGCGUUAUCCCCGAAAUGCUCAUGGCUUUCGGGUACAAACGUUCGUUGUGAAUGCUGUUGUGUAAAACCCCCAUCUCCUCCACCACCUCCAGCAUGUCCCCCUCCUGCCCCUCUUCCACCACCCCCACCGUGUCCUACUCCUCCGACCGAUAAGUGUGAUACUGGAGACGACGUCACUGAGACUACGAUGCCAAGCUCAAAUUGCGCUGAUUGUACAAAUUGGUGUAAUGAAGAUUGUUCGGAAUCAGGAGGGCGUGUGAUUGAGAGCAAGUGCGCUAUAGGUGAAUCUAAAUUCGUAAGGCGUUGCAACUGCUGCUGUCGUGGAGGAAAGUCUGUUCUAAAGUUGUCUUAGUUUUCCUAUGGAUGUUAUCAGGUCUCUCGGAUCAUGAAGCUAGAAGCUACUGUCUUCCUUAUCUUUACUGUCGGUUGGCAUCAUCAUCAUUCGUAGAUGAGAUGGGUAUUGGAUGCAAUAAUAAAAAACUAUGAAAAGUCUAAUAAAUAAAAGUUAUUGAUAAUUAGCUCCUUUCU
Messenger RNA from Papaver somniferum (opium poppy), 975 nucleotides. RefSeq lists its product as uncharacterized. Lineage: Eukaryota; Viridiplantae; Streptophyta; Magnoliopsida; Ranunculales; Papaveraceae. The record is from RefSeq and is a predicted model, not a curated record. The transcript has 2 exons. Bases 188 to 799 code for a protein of 203 amino acids.